Messenger RNA from Gamsiella multidivaricata, 1591 nucleotides. RefSeq lists its product as uncharacterized. The record is from RefSeq and is a predicted model, not a curated record. The coding region runs from base 195 to 1568 and encodes 457 amino acids. NCBI's taxonomy places the organism in Eukaryota, Fungi, Mortierellomycota, Mortierellomycetes, Mortierellales, Mortierellaceae. The transcript is spliced from 4 exons.
CCUAUAUAAAAUACCAACAGAUGUCACCAACGCCGGAGAACUCUUACUUGGCAACCCAUGGAUUUCCUAGGGGAGUUGACUUGCAUACAACGUGGCAAAUGGAUUUCCUGCAGGGAUUGUCAAAUAUGAUUGACGACCCAGGUUGCCUUGUUCCGCUCGUUCCAGUGAUGCCUUUUUGAUCCACUUCCACUACAAUGGCGACUUGCAGACAUGUGUCCAGGCUGGACCUUAGAUCAACUUUGCGGAAGCUAACGAAUCUGUUGGGUCGCCCUUUUGAACGACAACGUGCGUUUGGAACCACCGCAUCAGCCUCUUUUCAAGGUCGUUUGUUAUUUUCAGGAACGCAGGAUGUACAUAACUCAUGGAGUACUUUACGCACACGGCACUACCCUGCCUCUCGGCUAGGCACUCUGACAACCAACAAUCGAUUCAGUGCGGUUCAUGGCCAAUGUGCUCGCCAGAAUCACUUACAGGCUGCAACAGUAGAUCGUGAUCAUAACCUCUUCCCAUCGAAGCGGUAUCCGAUCCGCUACACUCCUCCAGGCCCUGCGCCAGUCGGUCAAAAAUACCAGACUCUGACUCUCUAUACCAUUACACCGAUCCCUGAAGAUCAACUUGAGGAUCUCCGGGACGAGGUAUUUUUCCAGCUGGUUCAGUUUAGCAUUACAGGACGGAUCUAUCUCGCCAAAGAUGGGGUCAAUCUUCAUCUCUGUACCCCUGUGGAGCACAUCAAGGACUUACAGUCGUCUUUGCAGCAACUUGUACUGGAUCGCUUCGGGAAGGGGCCAGACGGGGCAAUUUGGAAUUUCUCAUGUGAGGAGCCAGGCGAGCGAGUCUUUCGGAAGUUGAAGGUUGCGGUCAAGAAGCAAUUGGUCGCGGACGGAAGGCUGGGUAUGUGGGAUGUUCAGGAUUCGGAACCGCCUCAGUACCUGGAGCCGGAGGAAUUUCAUGCUCAACUGGACGAGGUUAGCGACAAGACGUUACUUGUCGACAUGCGCAACCAUUUUGAAAAUGAGGUGGGGGCGUUCAAGACGGCGGUCAAAAUGGACUGCACCACAUUCAAGCAAAAUAUGGAUCUUCUGGAUGAGCUCUUGGAAGGACGAAGCAAGAAUGAAGAGGUCAUGAUGGUCUGCACAGGCGGAAUUCGCUGCAGCAUUUCUGGACGGUAUCUGAAGCAGAAAGGAUUCAAGGACGUCAAAAUGCUCAAGGGAGGAAUCACUAGUUAUGGCCGUUAUAUCAAAUCGCAGCCGGACAAAAAGUCGCAUUUCGUGGGCAAGAACUUUACGUUCGAUGGGAGACGAGGCGAGCGAAUUACGGACGACGUGGUCAGCUCUUGUCACCAGUGCCAUACAGCUCACGAUGACUUGACCAACUGUGCCAACACGCGCUGUCAUUUGCUCUUUAUCCAGUGUCCAGCCUGUCGCCAAAAGUGGGCCAACACCUGCGGACCUGACUGUCACGAAGCAGUCGCGACGGGCACUGGGUCCGCAUUGUCGAAGCCAUACGAUUAUCAUGCGCAGGUGCGACCAGGGCCACUCUUGACGUCAGACAUCCCGAAAGCUGCAUAGAGUGGUAAAUAAAAAACUCCCCA